Aspergillus calidoustus is the source of this 970-nucleotide messenger RNA. The record is from the annotation of a GenBank genome assembly. Lineage: Eukaryota; Fungi; Ascomycota; Eurotiomycetes; Eurotiales; Aspergillaceae.
ACUAUCCCCUUUCUAGAAAUGCCUCUCUACAUUGCUUUUGGUCAGGCCUAAGAGAAACAACAGUAUACUCCGAGAAUCAAAUCUUUUCGGCUCUCUUCAACAGCUAUAUAGAGCCUUCGCAUCCACUUCGAACUGCGCAUCUCACAUUCAACUCCCACUGCCAGUGCAAUGUAUACCAUGGACACCGAACAAUACCCCCUCUGGCCGAUACAGAGCCCUACGCCGUCUGAAUUGCCACCGGGUAUCGCCAAGAACGUCGACAUGUCAUUUGACUCGACCCUACAAUGCAUAUACGGGAUGUUCCCUGACGCACCAUCUACAGAAGAUGACUUGGACACGUUUCUCUACCAAGAUAUGAUCUCGCAUUCGAGCAAUCUCCAAGAAAAUGAGGCUCUCCUACCAGUCGGACUUAGUCCGAGUGGCUCAGAGCCCAGCGCUUCAACUAUCAGUUCUUCUCUGUCGCCCCAACCAGUGGAGCGCAGUUCUGCACGAAGUAGUCCUGCGCCACGCCAUGACAAACUUGCCAUUGAUGAUCGGAGUUACUCGAUGAAACGACGAAUGCAAAACCGAGAGGCACAGCGGCGCUUCCGCGAACGGAAAGAAGAACACCUGACAACGCUGGAGAAACGAGCUGCCAUCGCGGAGGAGAGGUACAAGGAGUUACUCAAAGACACGGAACAACAGACGGCAGAGGCGGCGAAGUUACGGACAGAAAACAAACGGCUGAAGGCCGAGACACACCGGUUACGCGAGCGAUGGCGAACGAUGCUUGCCCUUCUGCAACCUGCGCAAAGACUGAUCGCCCUCUCUGUGCUGUUGGCUGGAAACACGCAGGACGACGAGUUGGAGGAUUUUAUGCGUUCCUUGAAAGGAUAAUUGUCCAAGUUCCCGAUGAUUCCGUGUCUAGCACUUCCAUCCUUAAUAAUUUAGCCAGCGUGAUGAUACACACUAAUGAUAACAUCCUUUUCCG